Messenger RNA from Phodopus roborovskii (desert hamster), 1497 nucleotides. It is a transcript of the gene Lpar2, whose product is annotated as lysophosphatidic acid receptor 2. The coding region runs from base 93 to 1139 and encodes 348 amino acids. Gene Ontology annotation, biological process: G protein-coupled receptor signaling pathway. The record is from RefSeq and is a predicted model, not a curated record. The transcript is spliced from 3 exons. Gene Ontology annotation, molecular function: lysophosphatidic acid receptor activity. Gene Ontology annotation, cellular component: membrane. NCBI's taxonomy places the organism in Eukaryota, Metazoa, Chordata, Mammalia, Rodentia, Cricetidae.
GCCCCAUCGCAGGGGCCAUGGGUCUCAGUCCUGCCUCAACCCCCCGCGAGCCCGCCCCAUCUGCCGCUUGACUGGAGGCCCAGGUGGUCAUCAUGGGUCAGUGCUACUACAAUGAAACCAUUGGCUUUUUCUACAAUAACAGUGGCAAGGAGCUCAGCUUUCAUUGGCGCCCCAAGGAUGUGGUAGUGGUGGCUCUGGGGCUGAUAGUCAGUGUACUGGUGUUGCUCACCAAUCUGCUGGUCAUUGCAGCCAUUGCCUCCAACCGGCGCUUCCACCAGCCCAUAUACUAUCUGCUCGGCAACUUGGCUGCUGCUGACCUCUUUGCCGGCAUGGCCUACCUCUUCCUCAUGUUCCAUACUGGCCCACGAACUGCCAGGCUCUCCAUCAAAGGCUGGUUCCUGCGACAAGGCCUGCUGGACACCAGCCUGACAGCAUCGGUGGCCACACUGCUGGCCAUCGCUGUAGAGCGGCACCGUAGUGUGAUGGCCGUGCAGCUACACAGCCGCCUGCCCAGGGGCCGUGUGGUCACACUCAUUGUGGGUGUGUGGGUGGCUGCCCUGGGCCUGGGGCUGCUGCCUGCACACUUCUGGCACUGUCUGUGUGACUUGGACAGGUGCUCACGAAUGGUGCCCCUGUUCAGCCGCUCAUACCUGGCUGUGUGGGCCCUGUCCAGCCUGCUCGUCUUCCUGCUCAUGGUAGCCGUCUACAUACGCAUUUUUUUCUAUGUGCGUAGACGGGUGGAACGAAUGGCAGAGCAUGUCAGCUGCCAUCCCAGAUACCGAGAGACGACACUCAGCCUAGUCAAGACUGUUGUCAUCAUCCUGGGGGCAUUCGUGGUGUGCUGGACACCGGGCCAGGUGGUGCUGCUCCUGGACGGUCUGGACUGUAAAUCCUGCAAUGUCCUGGCUGUGGAGAAGUACUUCCUACUACUGGCUGAGGCCAACUCACUGGUCAACGCAGUGGUGUACUCCUGCCGAGAUGCUGAGAUGCGCAGAACCUUCCGCCGCCUCCUAUGCUGUAUAUGCCUCCGCUGGUCUAACCACAAAUCUGCCCAUUACUCAUCUUCUGCCCGUACUGGCACCAGCACCCGAAUCAUGCUUCCUGAGAAUGGCCACCCUCUGAUGGACUCCACUCUUUAAGCUUCCUUGGACUGAGGCAGGAGACAGGCAGCAAAAGUGUCAUCUGUCUGUACCCACAGCCACUUGCAGUUCCCCUGACUGAAUCCAGCCCAGCAGAUGAAUGGUCUUUUAAUACUCCCUAGACCCAUGGAUCUGCCCACCUCAGGACACAGGGACUUGGGGAUAUCUCCAUGCACCUAGGAGAGCAUCUAAAGGGACUUGGCAGUCUGGAUCUCUGUCAUCUCAGGUUUUAGGUUUUAUUAACAGACAUUUUCAUAGUUUUACUGUAUGUCUCUGGUAUGUCCUGUGGAUUCUUUCUUCCUACAUGGUGCUGUAGGUGUUCAGAGUAGAAGAGGUGGGAGCUGUCCCAGGUUAGACC